Psylliodes chrysocephalus is the source of this 643-nucleotide messenger RNA. Lineage: Eukaryota; Metazoa; Arthropoda; Insecta; Coleoptera; Chrysomelidae. The record is from the annotation of a GenBank genome assembly.
AUGAAAAAAGAAGACGGAAGCGACUACAAAGAGUAUUCUUUAAAGUGUAUGUGGAACGCAACUGCUAAGACGUUACCAGAAAUAUAUCUUAAACAAUUUAAUAUAAAGAUAGAUCGAUUUCAAGGUAUUGAAUUUAAAAGUGCUCGCGAUGCACGAAAUGCAAAAAGACGGGAAUUGCAGAAAUUUUCAGAGAAAAGGAAACAAAGUUCUACAGCUCUAAGUUUAAAACAUAUACACGAUAUUAUUGACAAAUUGGAUGAACAAACUCCAGACAGUCUCCAAAAAAUUUUCUAUUAUUUGGCUUCCGUGGAAUUAGCUUGGCGCGGUGGAGAAUAUUUUAAAUUUGAAACCUCUGAAGAUGUUAAAGAACAGGCAGGAUAGAAUAUAAUCCUAUUUUUAUGAAAAUUUGCCAAGGAGGAGACAAAAAAUGUGCAGAUAGUAAGGGUUGAUUCCAAAUACUCAAAAUAUUCGCAAUACUGCCCAGAUAGAUUAUUCAAAAAAUUGAUUGGAAAACGAGGUCCACAAUUCACAUGUUCACGUUUAUUUCUAACUCCAAAUCCAUUUUGGCAAAAUAUUAACUCUUUCUGGUACAAAAAUUCACCUAUUGAAAAAAAUAAAUUGAUAAUGUCGGCGACAGAGAGAC